AUAUACAUGAACUUGCAGGAGAGAGUGAGAGAUCAGAAUAAAAAAUCCCAAAUGGGAAGGAGCCCUUGUUGUUCGAAAGAGGGACUAAAUAAAGGGCCUUGGACAGCUGACGAAGACAAAUUGCUCACAGAUUACAUGAAAGCUCGCGGAGAAGGAAAAUGGGGAAAAGUUCCCAAAGAAACAGGAAUUAAGAGAUGUUGGAAGAGUUGUAGGCUUCGCUGGUUGAAUUAUCUGAGACCGGAUAUCAAGAGAGGCAACAUCACACAUGAUGAAGAAGACCUCAUCAUCAGGCUCCACAAACUCUUAGGCAACAGAUGGUCUCUGAUAGCAGGGAGACUUCCAGGGCGAACAGACAAUGAAAUAAAGAAUUAUUGGAACAGUAUUUUGGCUAAGCGGGAGCAAAACAACGAGAAAAGCGCAAUAACCAGAGUCGAAGUCGAUGAAGCCCGAAACACAGAUAUCGUGCGCGCCAAGGCAUCACAAGACAAAUCCAUGGAUGGCAACCUGGUGAAGGGCAUCGCAGCAGAAUCCCACUCCAGUGAUGGGUUAGUAGCGUCCACGUGUAGAGAAGAAAACUCGAUGGACUUACUGAUGGAUUUCAACGUUGGAGAUAUAAGCCUUCUGGAUUUUCUUGAUUCCGAAUUCACGGAGCUUAUUCAUGAUUCUGAAAUAUUGUUUAAUAUGAACAGUGUGACCGAAGCAGAUGCUACUAACGAGUUUAGUUAUAAUGAUACACGUUUGUCACCCGAGAAAAUGGUGGAGACUGGUUGGAGUCCCAGUGAUUACAUCCUAGGUGCUGGUGUGGACUCAGAUUUCAGAUCUUUGGCUUCUUUUCUUGAAUAAGCUGAGGAAUAAUAGAUGACCUAAAAUAUAUAAUAGUUUUCUUUUUCCCGAGUUUCUCA
Molecule: messenger RNA, 902 nt
Organism: Alnus glutinosa
Lineage: Eukaryota; Viridiplantae; Streptophyta; Magnoliopsida; Fagales; Betulaceae
Product: transcription factor WER-like
Exons: 3
Coding region: 7-843 (278 amino acids)
Source: RefSeq, a predicted model, not a curated record